Suricata suricatta (meerkat) is the source of this 1698-nucleotide messenger RNA. Its product is annotated as alpha-1B-glycoprotein-like. The transcript has 8 exons. Lineage: Eukaryota; Metazoa; Chordata; Mammalia; Carnivora; Herpestidae. The coding region runs from base 31 to 1530 and encodes 499 amino acids. The record is from RefSeq and is a predicted model, not a curated record.
CACUCACUGGCUAGAGCGAGGCUGGCCAUCAUGUCCAUGCUCGGGGCCGUCCUGAUGCUCUGGGGUCUCUCCCUGGGCCCAGCAACCGAGGCGAUGGAAGCAAUGGACACCAGGCCGAAACUGUGGAUAGAGGUCAAAUCGCCACCAGAACCCUGGGCCAAUGUGACACUGACUUGCCAAGCCCGCGUGAAGACCAAGAGUUUUGAGCUGUUCAAGGAUGGGGUAGCCCAGGAACAUGUACACCUUGGUUUACCCACCAUGGAGCACCGGUUCCCCCUAGGAGCAGUGACAAAUGACACCCGGGGCCUCUACCGCUGCCGCUCUGGCUUGAGCUAUGGAUGGACAGAGCUGAGCAACCUCCUGGAGGUGACAGGGGCAGAGACCCUGCCCCCACCUUGGCUCUCAGCCAAGCCUGUGCCCUGGAUCACACCCGGCCUGGAGACUAAACUGCUGUGCCGCGGGAGAACUGGGGGUGUGACCUUCCUGCUGAGGCUGGAGGGCGACGACCAGUUUUUGGAGGAGGCAGAGGCCCCCAUGGACGCAGAAGCGGCCUUCCCAGUCCGUCGGCCUGGGAACUACAGCUGCAGCUACCGGACCCAUGCGGCAGGCGCGCCCUCUGAGCCUAGUGCCACCGUGACAGUCACAGAGCCCGGUGCACCUAUGCCACCCUGGCUGAGUCUCAAGGGAUACUCUACAGCCAUCAUGAACCUGCACUCCCGCCCGACAUUCAUCUGCACGGCGCCCCUAAGGGACGUGCACUUCCAGCUGAGGCGGGGCGAGGAGGUGCUUGAAGUCCCAGCUGCCUCCACCGACUCAGAAACCGUCUAUUUUGACCUGAACUCGGUGGCUCUGAGCGACCGCGGCUUCUACACCUGCCGCUAUCGGCUGCGUGACCAGCCAACCUGGUCCUGGGACAGUAAGCCCGUCGAGUUGCUGCUCAGCGACGAGACGCUCCCCGCGCCGGAGCUCCUGGUUGAGCCCGCGACUCUGCGGCUCGCGCCCGGCGCGUCGGUGCAGCUGCGGUGCCUGGCGCCCCGGCCCGGCCUGCGCUUCGUCCUGAUGCGCGUGGACCACCGCCAGCGCCGGGUACUCCGUAUCCUGAGCCCCCCGGACACCGAGGCCCGCUUCGAGCUGCGUGACGUCUCGAUGGCGGACUCGGCCAACUACAGCUGCGUCUACGUGGACCCUGCGCCACCCUUCGCGGGCUCGGCGCCCAGCGCGCCCGUGCGCCUCCGCGUGGACGGGCCCCCUCCCAGGCCUCAGCUUAGGCCCCUGUGGAGCGAGCUGGUGACUCCGGGCCGCGACGCCGUCCUGCGCUGUGAGAGCCAGGUGCGAGACGUCACGUUCGAGCUGUUUCGGGCCGGCGAAAGGGUUUUGACCCGGGAAGGCCACCGCUCGGCAAACUUUGUGCUGACCUACGUGGGACCCCAGCACGCGGGCAACUACACCUGCCGCUACUUCAGGUCGUUCCCCGAGGCCUUGGAAUCUGAUUUCAGCGAGCCGGUGGAGCUCCAGGUGGCAGGAAGCUGAUCCAGCUGCAGACCCAGGCUGCUGAUGGCAUCCUUGGCAAGUACUGUCUCCCAUGUGGCGCUGAUCCCUCGUGCUGCAGCUGGAGGCUGGACUCCCCCUGGAGGGGGGGGUGGAGGACUGUCCCUCAUUCCUCCUGGGAAUCAAUAAACGUGAAGAGAGACUUUAAAA